AUGAAGCCCGCUGCAGGGUCUCAAGUGGCUCAAUUUCUUAGCAGUAUCGAGUCCGGAGAUCUAGGUUGCUUGAACAUUAAUUUGAAUCAAAAUGGACGCUUGGUUGCUGAGCUACAAGCGGAACUGCUGAACGGGUUGAGUGACAAGGACAUAGAGGCUUUCGUUGAGAACAGGAGGUUUGAGGGAGGAAAAUGGACUCGGUUUAAUAUGCUGAUAGUGAGUUUUAUGCGAUAUUGCAAAGAUGUUAACCCCUGGUCGCUCUGGGAAAGUUCCGAUCUCAUUUUCAAUUACUACCAGGAUCUGACCAAUUGCAUACUUAACGAUAAUUUCCCGGUAGAUCCACUGGUUACAAUUUUCCAGAGCACCACUGAAUAUGUCAUACCGCUGGCCCGGGAGCUAGAUUCGAAAUACCGCGAAAUAGACACGCGGGAACAUCAGUUUCUGACACACAUCUCGUCUGUCGUCACCAAACUAUUCAACAGCAUCAAACCUCGCUACGAAAAACCUACAGUGCGUUUUGAGGAGCUGCCUCAGAAACAGCAGAUUCUGCUAUACACUGCAAAUAAACUGAACAAUAUUUACAUGCAGAUUGGUUCCCCGGCAUCGUGUGCCAAUAUUUUCAAAAACGUCAAACCAAAAUCCGCGAUUGAAAGCUUCUCACAGUAUCCAGUGCACGAGCAGAUCGAGUACCGGUAUUUACUUGGCCGGUACUAUAUGCUAAACCACCGUGUCUCCAAUGCGUUCCAUCAGCUCAAUAGUGCCUAUAGUCUGCUGGUGAAGUAUACUGCCAACACCGCUGCAGAUCCCUCAGUUCAAAGAAACAAGCAGAGAAUCUUGAGAUUCUUGUUGCCAGUGGGUAUCUUAUUCGGCAAAACGCCUAUGAAUUUGGAACACCAGUUUUUGCACGGUAGCGGAAGCGAGAGCACUCAUAAAUACCUGGAGUUGUCACAUAUCGUUAAAAGCGGAUGCUUGCGUCGUUUUCACGUCUGGAUGGCCCAGCACGAAGACGAGUUGCGCAGACAAAAACUUUUACUUCUGCUUCUUGAGAAAUGCCCUCUUCUGAUAUAUCGCAGUCUUUUCCGCCGUGUCAUCGUCGACUUCUGUUUCUCGAACGACAGCAACAAGAUAUCCUAUGCGUUCCUUGAGAUUGCACUGCGGAUUUCGCUGGGCUCCCCGCAAGGUUUGAAGCCGAUAUACACCAUGGUACAUGUCCCGGAGAAUGUCCCAAACGCCCUCGAAUCUCUUGUCAACAUUGGUCUGAUGAAGGCCAAUUGUUUUCCUCUCAGCAAACAGUGCGUAUUUCCCAAAGCCAAAAAAAUUGAUUUUAUUUUUCCAUCGGUGAACGAAAAGCUUGUGGCUUUUUUCCCAUUCAACGGAGAUGAUGUCUGGCUUGAUAACUGA
Lachancea sp. 'fantastica' is the source of this 1401-nucleotide messenger RNA. Lineage: Eukaryota; Fungi; Ascomycota; Saccharomycetes; Saccharomycetales; Saccharomycetaceae. The record is from the annotation of a GenBank genome assembly.